Molecule: messenger RNA, 1517 nt
Organism: Tachysurus vachellii
Lineage: Eukaryota; Metazoa; Chordata; Actinopteri; Siluriformes; Bagridae
Gene: lratb.2
Product: lecithin retinol acyltransferase b, tandem duplicate 2
Exons: 2
Coding region: 444-1097 (217 amino acids)
Biological process (GO): retinol metabolic process
Molecular function (GO): phosphatidylcholine-retinol O-acyltransferase activity
Source: RefSeq, a predicted model, not a curated record
UAUACCACAACAUCACACACCCUACCUGAUAUUUAUUCAGAUUUAAUUUAUACUGUACAUACUGAUUAAAGCCAGAGAUUAGAAAGAGUUCUGUAAUACAGAGAGCUCUGAUUGUGUAAAGUUGUAUAAGUGGACAUUUUUAGAUGUAGACACAGAUCUGAGAGAAUUAAAAGUUCACAGUUGCACAAUGCUGCCUGACCUCAACCAAAAAUAGAAUCUUAUUUCAGAGUUUGCAUUUCACCUUGUUUUUUGUCCCCUUUAGUAAGCAGUCUAGUAAAGCUGAAGUAGACCAUUGUGUAUUGUGUUGCACUAAACAUGUGACAUUCUUUUAAUAAGUCUGGAUGAGAAUAGGUCCAGGUCUGUAAUCCUCAAGCCCCUCCUCAGCUCCUGCAUGGAGGAUAAAAACCUCCUGAUCCUUUAAGGAACACAACUCCUCUCUGACAAUGUUUCUCUUGCAGUUCCUCAGCAGCUUUUUCAGAGCAUUGAUUACAGAGAAAAUGAACAAAAAGAAAUUGAAAGCAGACACGUAUGAUAUCACUGUGUAUAAGCGGGGGGAUCUCCUGGAGGUUCCCCGAACGCUUUUCACACAUUUUGGUAUCUAUCUGGGCAGCAACCGUGUGGCUCACUUUAUUCCUGACAUCCUGCCUGUUAUCUCAGCUGAUAACAGUGCAAUCUCCAAGACAGUGUCCAACAGCCGUCUGAUUCUGGGCGUGAUUGCAAAAAAGGCCAGCGUUCGUGUGGACUCUGUGGAGGACUUUGCAUACGGAGCUGAGAUUCUGGUGAACAGCAUGGACACGGUGUGCAGUCGGCCGCCCCUUCAGGGUGAAGAAGUGGCCAUGCGAGCGGAGAAGCUGAUGGGAAUCAUGGACUACAGUCUGCUGUGGUUCAACUGUGAACAUUAUGUCAUGUUCUGCAGAUACGGAACCAGCAUGAGCUUUCAGACGUAUCAGUUCUGUAAAAGUGUCAGGAAGAUUCUGUUCAGUGGGACCAGCUCGUGCCUGAGCCUUGUGUUGUGUGUGUGGUUUCUGGGCAGCGUCUCCAUGUGUGGAGUUUUACCCACGCUGUUCAUUCCCUUCACCAUAUGGAUGGCAUCAUGAGUUAAUACUGUGUUCAUCUCACUACUGAGAUUCAAUAGAAAUGUAGCGUGGGGUAUAAAAUCUACAUCAUGUUGACAGAAAUUUCAACACUUUGAGUUGCUUCCUCACAGUUCCUGAUCUUAACCUGAGCUCAAGUUCUUCCGGCGUCUCUGUGGGUUUCCUCUGGGUUCUCUGGUCUCCUCCCACCUUCCAUGUGAGUGUGCGGACUGGUUAAGGCUCUGGAUCCACCUCCACGUUGACCUGGAUAACAUCAGUGGAUGAAUCCAAUGUUCUGACGAGUUAAAUAAUAUUUUACAUUGUGAUGAUUUUUCUGUUGUAUAUGUUUCAGCACACUGUAUAUUACACUCUACAAUAUACUCUAUAUAUCACAGUAUAUUGAGAAAACGAUCAUACAUGUGGAAAUAAAUUAGUUGAUCAAUG